ACACACAAUCCUUUCCGUCAUUCAAUUCACAGCUUCCUAUAUAAUCCUUUCCCCUUUCCCUGCGCCACCCCCUCCUCCUCCACCCUCCUCUUCAUCUCAUCCUCUUUCUCUAAUCUCCACCCAUUAAAUCUCUGUUCUUCACUUUCUCUUAUCCCUUCUGUAACGCCGACGAACGAUAACGAAUACCAGCUCAGAUGAUGAAAGACCACUGGGUUACGGCGGCGAUGACGAACGAUGCGAUGGUGGCGGAGCUUCUCAUACGUAUGAGACAAUCUUCAUCUUUAGAUUCAUCAGCAAUAAACACACCGUUGUUACACACGGUUAGGUGGGGCCACCGUAAGUCACGGUCGAAACCUUCCGCCAUCACCACCGCCGCUAACGCCAGUGGUUUAAGGAAAGAACAACUAAGUGGUAGCCCUACAACGCCCUUGUAUUGGAGCAGUGGCGGCGGCGGAAGCGGCGGCGGUGCUUCCACCAGCGACGGUUACGAUGAAUCUAGUCGCCCAUCAGAUCUCUCAUCCGGCGGUAGAUCCACCAAGGGUGGUUUGGGAAAUGAAGGUGCAACCACAUCAAGCUACAAGAAAUCUAGAAAAAGAAAGUCAUUCGCUGAACUCAAAGAGGAAGAAGAUUUUCUCUUGAAGGAAAAGCUACAUCUAAAUAGGGAGUUGGAGUCGAUGCGCCUAACCAUGAAUAAACAAAUUGCCACAAGUCAAAAAUUAAAGAAAUUCAAGAUUAAUUUUCAUCAAAGUCCUAAAAAAGAAGAUAAACAAGAAAAAGGGUUUGUUUUGCCCGAUCUAAACAUGUCCCCAGAUAUGGAAGAACUAUGAGAGUCUCUAAUAAACGCUUACUGUGAUGUAAAUUUUGUUACAAUAUAAAACCUUUUUGCUAAUUUGGAAAAGGUUUUUUUCUAAGUUACCGAAUCCAUAUCAAUUGCGUUUAUUAUAAAGUUUUAUAUUGCUA
Lactuca sativa (garden lettuce) is the source of this 960-nucleotide messenger RNA. RefSeq lists its product as uncharacterized. Lineage: Eukaryota; Viridiplantae; Streptophyta; Magnoliopsida; Asterales; Asteraceae. The record is from RefSeq and is a predicted model, not a curated record.